AUGAACUUCCAGUCGCGCUUAUCCACAAAUACCGUCCACGAUCUCUUCUUCGCCGCUGCCUUCAACAACUUCAACUUCAUCGUCAACACGGAGAAGACGGUGGUUAAGCAUCAACCGCCAGCCAACGUUACCGACUAUGCGCCUCACAUCAGUGAGAACAUUAUCUUACUACAUCACCACUGCAAGAACCGAACUCGCAGAAGGACUUGGGAAUAUGCACUACGUCUUCGCUCAAAACCUCGCUGCACUGUACGCAGAUAGCCAAGUCGGCAAUUUCAGUUCUCCCCCUUGUCAAGCUGGCUUUUUCUGCCCUUGGUGAAGAUUACUUCGCUUCAGUCUUCGAACGUUUGUGCAGCCACGAUUGGAUUUCGCAAUCCAAGUUCGAAGACCCUGGACCGCGAAGGACCUCAGCAUCAUCAAAAGGGUUUAGUGGCGUGCAAAUAAACGGGUGGCAUGACGUGGUUUACUAUCGUAUGCAAAACGGUUAACUACCCUUAAUCUCUUUCCCUUGAGUUACAGGCAGUUAAGAGGUGACCUGAUACAAACCCUACGCGGUCAGGACUGCAGCCUCGUACCGGGGACUUCUGCGAGUUAGCAACCACCGCAAACCUACGAGGUCAUCCAUUCAAACUACGUGUGACCGGGGCCAGACUGGAAACACGGAAGUUCUUCUUUUCGAACUGUGUGCGUAAAGAUUGGAACGCCCUGCCUCCGGUUGUCUUAGUGUCUGCUUCCGUCGAGGUCUUUAAGAAGAAACUGAAUUUGUAUUACAACGACCACUAACUUACCACCGACCUCUGCAACCCUGACAUAUCCCGUUGUUACAAUACUACUGCUAUAUUUCAGCAACGUUUAAAUUGAAUUUCUUAUUGUCACCAGCCCAUCGCCAACGCGUACUGACAUGCAUCUAUGCAACUUUUGUCACUGGGUGUAUUAUUUAUUUCCCUGCACUCAAAACGACCGCUGUACUACUGCUCGUGCCACUAACAAUCUAGACAGUCCGUCUGUCUGUACAGAGUUUCCGAUUAUUUUUCCGAUUAUUUGUUGCCUUUAUGAUAACUUUUCCAGUUUUUGAGAUUUUUCAGUUGCCUGUAAACAAGUCGGGGGUUUAAAGGCGAAGACCUACAUUUCCUCAAUAAAAAUGAACUGAAUUGACUCAUCACAACUAUGAAGGAAUGCACUGAUCGAAUUCUGGAUACUGUUAGCCACCCACUUCAUCUUUAACUAAUUGCUAUAAAGUCUCUCCGCUCCUUGCGUCGAGUCUUCGGGCAUAUCGCUUAGUGGACUUCAGCUUAUUGCGCUUACGUACUGCCAUAUUCGGCACGUUAUAAUGCAUGUAAAGAGACCGGAAUACACAAACUGAGAAUCAAACUGUCGUCGUAAUAUUUGUAUAGUUUUAAUACAGGCCAGGUUGCGUCGUGGUACGCAUAUGCUCGGAUUCACGCCGUGUUGGCCACCCGCUCCCGGUCUUUUUGACUCCGUCCUGAGCUCGAGCUCAGGAGAGGUUCAGAAGAUAUCGCCGGAAACGACUUUCGAGCUGCCAAUUAUUCCCGACACAAGGCCUGAGUGUGAUUGAUAUAAAAUAAUUCAAUACAUCACAUGAUUGGACCUAUAGAUAUUACUACUACUACUACUACUACUACUACUACUACUACUACUACUACUACUACUACUACUACUAUUACUAAUAGUUCUAUCGUUUAUGACAUUUUUUUAUUUUUUCUGUCAAUCUUACCGUAGAUAAUAAAACCCCGGUCACGCACGGCAGUAAAAAUAAUUCAAAUGAACCAUCGAGUGUUUAUUGCUACAUUAAGAACGCCAUGACAGGCUGAGAACCGUUCAGUGAAAAGAACAGACUGAUACUGUUACCACAGUACUUGAGAGUCUCCACCGUAUCUACUUCUUCACUGAGGCUCGAGAUGCAACAUUGAUCGGAACAAGCUUUUUGUGCUGCCUAGUUGGAGAGUAGAUAUUGUCUGUCUUCAAAUAUGUGGAGAGAACGUAGCCUGGAAAAAAGAACAAAUGAUGCUAAGAUUUGACUAUUAGUAUUAAGUAGAGGUAUUACUAUCGGAAUCACUGUCACCGAAAUUUAAUUAAUCCAUUACAAACAGACAUUUACGUGCGAUACGAAUGCUGCUUUACUUACUCCUAGAAUGCGUGGGAAGGUUAGGUGUAUUACUUCUCAUAGUUGACAAAAGGAACACUAAAAUGACCUUUUUCGGCUUAUUUGUCAUUGGAGACAGUGAUAACACAACUCAAAAGUACACUCUCAAGGUUCAGACUCCAGUCAGUUGAUGUCGAUCAGCAGUUCCGCCACUCGAACUCGCAAACGUUUAUCAUAUGGACAUUGAUCUAUCCUGAUUGCAGACCUGCGCCGCGGUGUUGAAAUCGGUAAGGGCAGAUAAGACAGGAAUAGCAUUUGGGGUUUCUCUCCCUUUUUCUGUGAAUACAUCUACACUCGUGAGUAGUAACCAUCUGCAGCCACCUCCGUGGCCCAUGGACCUUUAGCUUCAAGGUAAUGUGAAAAUUCUCAUUCUCGCCCUACAGUUAGGACAAAUCAAAUCAUGUUAACAUCACUUCAGCAGGCCAUUAAUUUGUAAUUGCGACUUUUAACGGGUUUACAAUCAAACAAUGGCACUCCAUCCAAACGCAUCAUACAUGAUUAUAUUUAAACGGAAGGAACUUACGUGACCUUCCUCCAACGCGAACGCUCGCUAAAAGAGGAAAAACUACUGAGAUUCAAAACGUAGACUUAUUAGUUCCUUCCGAAAAUUAAUGAACGGUCAAUAAAUUCCGGGCGAUUCUGGUGCGCAUCUUUUUUAAAAAAGACGUACUUUGUUAUGCAUUAUGAGAGAUUGUGUACCCGCAAAUUGAACCCCGAGUUAGUUGAGCGCCAGGCAGUCCCGCCUUUUUCGUCAAAAUUUUGCCAAAAAUAGCUUAAUUCAUAUAAACGUCUUGGAUGCAAGCGCAGAUCACGAGAAAGGAAUUAUUCACAUUAAAAACCAGCCGAUUGGGCCGGGGGAGUUGGUGGGGCUUUUCAACUACAGGCCGGGAAUCAACGAUAUUUUAAUGCACACAUUUCCUUAAGAUCUAGAUCGACACUUCUCGUUUAUAGACGCAUGCCAUGAGUUGUUGCGGACAGUGCCUUAUGCCCUCUGUGGAGGAUUUUUUAAAUCAUUGCCUUACCGUAUUAUUCAAGGAUUAAGAUUAUCAGGCGCUCAUUGUUCAGGCAAUUCACCUGAUAUCCAAGCGUAGAAUGCAAUGUAGCGAAUAGUUAAGUGAGUUACGUCGCUCAAGUCUCUCUCCAUGUUCAAGAAAAUCACGGAGGUGUUUCAGUAGUUUCAAACGGAUUUCUUUCUUCCAUCGAAAAGGAAGAUAAUCUUGGUCUCGUUUCAUGUACUUUGACAUCUUCUAAAAUAAAGCAUUAGAUUUUACAAUAUGAAGCUUUAAAAAAGAUGGCGGAGAGGUCGACCUUCAGGGUCACCUCGCGUUUGCUUGAAUUUACAGGCUCCAUCAACAGCCCGCCAUUGUGGUCAUCAAAAAGCAUUUGGGAUGCCUUACUUUUCUGCGUAUCAAGAAAUAAUAGAAAGAAAAUGUCCACCAGAACUGAUGUAAUUUCUCGUGCUUCAAACAUAUUUCCGAGUUCACAGAACAGCUUCACACAGAAUUCGGCAUCGCAAUUGCCCACUGACCAGACAUCACUUUAACACCAGCCUUGCGGAGCAAGGACCAAAUGAAGACAGGCAUGCAGUUGGUUUUGCAGACCGUUUUUCAUGGAUUCCCGUACUUACGAAUAGCGCGGUCAAAGGCUACCUGGCCAGUGGGCUGACUGAUGUUUUUAAACCAUCCGGGAAACUGGUGAGGAACUCCGACUUGCGGCAACACGCCAGAGGUGACAAAAAAAACAAGUUCCGGGCUUUUCGGGUGAUGUACUGCAGAAUAUCGUCAAAUCAAACGUCAUAUCGCUGUGUCUGUCGCCCAUCAAAUAUCAUUAUGAUACUAAGGACCGAAAUCACAUCCAGCGCGCCCGUCCUCAAGCCUCACCAAUUAUGCUCGUUUUGAUGAGUUUUUGUCCAUUAUGUCUAUAACAUUGUGCUGCAUUUAAUAUCGUCAAGAGUCUAAAGAACUGCCCAAGUGAUGGACAAUGACGAACUCCUACUCGUGAUUUUACCAAUAUUUUAGAAACAUUUGCAGUCGCAGUAAGGAGCGAUAGUCCAAUCAACGGGUCUUUGUAAACUAUCCAGCGAUACUGCUUUCUACUUGAGGUUUUCGAACUCACGUUCAUUGUCAAGAGUAGAAACUAGCUUUCACCCAACUCGAGAAAUCCGCUUUAGAGAUCAAUGAGAAAUCUCGAGCGCCGGAAGAGUUGGCCGUCCAGUUCGCAUCUUUGGAUGUAGACAAAUGGCAGAUUUUCCAUUCGCUGAAGGUUCAAUAACACAGGAAGAUCAGACGUCAUGUUGCCAAAUGUAAGUUGGUCUUCCUCAAAUUCUGAUUAAACAAAUGGGACUGCGUCUGAGGCUAAGAAGGAGGUGUUCGAGGAGUUUCAACCGGAUUUUUUUCUUCUAUAGAAAAAGGAAAAUACUGUUCGCCUUGUUUCAUAUACUUUGAUAUCUACUAAAAUAAACUAUUACAUUUAACAAAAUGAAGUUAUGCUAAAAAUAUGGCGAAGAGAUGGAACUUCAGAGUCACCUCGCCUUUGCCUGAAUUUACAGGCUCCAUCAGCAGCCCGCCAUCGUGGUCAUCAAAAAGCAUUUGUGAUGCCUUACUUUUCUGCUUAUCAGAAAAUAAUAGAAAGAAAAUGUCCACCAGGACUAAUGUAAUUUCUGGUGCUUCAAACAUAUUUCCGAGUUCACAGAUCAGCUUCACACAGAAUUUGGCAUCGCAAUUGCCCACUGACCAGACAUCACUUUAACACCAGCCUUGCGGAGCAAGGACCAAAUGAAGACAGGCAUGCAGUUUGUCUAUCAGGCUCUUUUCGCGAAUUCCCGUACAAAUGCACAGGCUGGUCAGUGGGAUGACUGAUGCUUCUAGACCAUCCGGGAAACUGCUGGGGAACUCUGACUCACAGCAACAAGCCAGGAGCGGCAACAAAACAAGUUUCGAGCGGUUUGGGGGAUGUACUGCAGAAUACCGUUAAAUCGAACGCUAUAUUCCUCUACAUUUCGUCCAUCAAAUAUCAUUGUGAUACUAAGGAAUAUAGCGGCAGCCUCUUGGACCGAAAUCCUAUCCAGUGCACCCGUUCUGAAACCUCACCAAUUAUGCUCACUUUGAGGGUUUUUCUCUAUUAUGUCUGUAAACAUUUGCUGCAUUUCAAAUCGACAAGAGUCUAAAGAUCUGCCUGAGUGUUAGACAAUGACGAACUCCAACUCGUGAUUUUAUCAAAAUCCUAGUAACGUUUGUAAUCACAGUUGGGAACGAUUGUCCCUUCAACGGGUCUUCUUAAGUUAUCCAGCGAUACUGAUUUCUACUUGAGGUUUUCGAACUCGCGUUCAUUGUCCAGAGUAGGAACCAACUGUCACCCAACUCGAGAAGUCCGCUGUAGACGUCAAUUAGCAAUCUCAGGCGCCGGAAGAGAUGGCCGUCCAAUUCGCUUCUUUGGAUGUAGACAAAUGGCAGAUUUUCCAUUCGCUGAAGGUUCAAUAACACAGGAAGUUCAGACUUCACGUUGUCAAUUGUAAGUUAGUCUUCUACAAAUUCUGAUUAAACAAAUGGGACUACAUAAUGAGGCAACUCGGUGAGGGGACUUCGUCUAAAAAUAGUCAGCCGGGUUUCUGUAAUCCGAGUGGCGAGGAGAAAAGCGGAAGUGGGAGUGAUGACGCAUAUGUAGAUUUAUCAGUUAUUUCUGGCUUAUUUACCUAGACCCCAACAAAUUCAUGAAAUUGUCUUCCCAAAAGAGUCAAGGGUUGGAAGCGGAUAUAAGAACCUCGUACUACGGGCGGACAUGUGUUGACAUCCCACCAUUUCCCAUUCGCGUGCCCUUAAUUUAAGCCCUAAUCUAACUCCAACGUUAACUCGACUAUGCCCUUAACCUAACCCCUUGGGAUUAAUGAAAGGUCACCUGUAAUACGAGAUGGACUUAUUCCAGUGCUGCACAGGGUCGGUAUUUCUGACCCUUAUACCGACCUGCGGCGUAAACGACGGUUAGCAGCUGAUAUUUUGACGUGACUGAAGCAUGCUGAGAUUACGCUGCAUAGUAGUUAAUAGUGCAAUCCCAAAAAAGCAAUCCUUUUUAACUGGUAUCACAUUUCAGAAUGUCAUAUGUCCUGUAACCCAGUAUAUCUUUUUUAGUUUGCAGAGGUUGUCAAAUGUAUGUUAGUCUUCUGCAAAUUCUGAUUUAAGAAAUAAUAAAAAUUGCAUAAAGAGUCAACUCGGUGUGGAUACUUAGUUGGUCGAUAGCCAGUCGAUCCCUGCAACUCGUGUAGGGCCGAGAAAAAAAGGAGAGCGGAAGGGAUGAUGCGCCGACGAGUAGACACUGGGAUGAGGACGGGGGGCCUUGCAGUAAAUUUCAGAAGAGUACCUAUUCCCGCACCUCAAAUUCAAACUUGAGUCCCAUUCUCCAAACCUGAGCCGACCGCCAUCACUUGCCCUGGUGCUUUGGGAUUAAGCACAAGGCUGCCCGUAAUAUGGGUCGGUUUUUCCGACUCCAAUGCCAUCCUAUGUCCGAAGGGUGUGCAAUCUGUCGAAUUGUUUACAAGUUGUGGACCAUCUGAAGCUUUGGUUUGAUGCGUGGGCAUGGAACGCUUGAUAAGACAGCCAGAUAUGGCACCAGGACGCAAUUUCUCCGGUAGUAUCUUGUCAAGAUUCAUAGAUAAAAGUUUGACAAGACCAUUCAGUGACUUAUCUUUUUGCAUAAUUUGGUAAACUCUGAAAAAUGGGAUUAAAUCUACUUCUCACUGGUUCAUUACCCAUGACAUCCUAUCGCGAGUGCUUAGAUUUGAUGGGACCGCGACAGGUCUUCCAUAAAAAUUAUUAUUAUUUUCACAAACGACUUAAUCGAAAUUCAUCAACUCAGCAUGGAAGGCAGAAAACACAGAUGAAAGUCUCAAAGUCUCAACAGAGCGAGAGGGGCUGAUCAGUGGACCGGUAAGUUAACUAGACUAUUUUGCCAUUUUGCCCUGGAUAAUUCAUGAAACUGUUGGCCUUAAGAACUCCGUUACGUAGCUGCUUCGGGUAGCUAAAAUUAUCCUGGGCAUUACAAAUGGACACUGUUGGUCAUUGACACAAAAGUUAACAUAGGGCGCCUCAAUUAGUACGACCCUAACCCUUCAAUCGGAAACCAUUAACCGGUACCCUAAUCCUAACCUUAACCGUAAAACGGAAGCCAAAUGGGUCAGAUUGAAUUAUGGAACCCCACUAAAUAGCCCCAUUAAACAAACCCACCAGCCACCUCUAAUACGGGGCUUGGCUACCAACUGCGAUCUAGCCGGAAAUUCCUCCUGUAGUAUCUUCUCAAGUUUCAUAAAUAAAGGUAGGACCGGACCAUUCUGUGACUUUGCUUGUUGUAUUUAUUUUGCAAAAGCUAUAAAGGAAUGUGAUUAAAGUUACAUCUUACUGGUUCAUUACGCAUGACAUCCUAUCGCGUAGUGCUUAGAUUUCCAUUUUAGACUGAAUCGAAAUUCAUCAACGCAACACGGAGAGCAGAAAAAACAGAUAAAAUUCUGAGACAAAGUCUUAACAGAGCGAGAAGGACUGGUUAGUGGACCGGGAAGUAAACUCGACCAUUUUGCUAUUUCGCCCUUGAUGAUUCAGUAAACUGUUAGCCUUAAGAACUCCGUCUUAUAACUGCCUCGGGUAGCUAAAAUUAUCUGGAGAUUAUAAAUGGGCACCCUGAUCUAACACCAACAUUAACUCUACUAGGCCCAACGCCAUCCCUUAACCUAACCCCCUGGAACAAGCCGCAGGGUCAUUUGUAAUACGAGAGUGACUUAUUCCCGUGCUCCACGGGGUCGGUUUUCCCCACCUUGUGCCGGAAACGGCGGUCGGCAGCCGACAUUGGCCAGAAUAUGUUGGAAAAGGAGUCGUUCGCGGCCAAAAUGAGUGAUUACGCUGGUUGAAAAUGUAAAAAUCUCCGUUCAGUGCGACAUGAGAUAUGUAUUCACUCACCCGGUUUAGUCUUGUCCCACCUGUCCGUUUUCUGUUCAUCACCUGCAUCUGGGUUAUUCUGCAGAGUGAUUUCUGUUUAACGGGGUAGGCUACGAAGAGGGCGUUGAAGAGAAGGAUGCAAAACCAGAGUAUCCAGGCCAUCAACAGGGGCAGCAGAGGCACUGGUGGUAGUACAAUAUCAUCGUCCAUUUGGAUGGUAUCGUGGUCUGCAAGGGAUGAUGAUGAAAGAUGGACAUCGGGUUGACGGAAACCAUUUAUCUAGUAAAGGCGUGCCUUCAAUCUAUACAGCAGGUAUACUAACUCAUGAAAUAUUAACCGAAAUUCCGAUUUGCGUUGUGGUUUCCAAUAGAACGCUUAAGAAGUGUUUUAAAACUAAUCAUUCUUCUAUAUAACUCUAUAAUAAUUUGCUCGAUAUUUCGGCAUUCAAACGAACCUAUUCCCGGCCGUAUGCAAACACCUAACUCAUAAAAAUGACUACCUAAAUAGCAUGAGAAUUUUCCAUUGAUUUUCGAGCCCGUUAGAUUCGCAAUUACAUUUCGUUGACAACCUGCAUAAAAAUAUUCAUUCUUUUACUUACUUGAGAGAAAAUUACGUUUUCUUACAAUUUAAUACUCGAAGCAUGGGAUGAUUCGGUUUUCGAACAGUUUCUAAAUGUGAUAUUUAUCGAUACCGUGAAAUGUCCGCUCAUAAAACAUUAUGUCUCUGCAUUCGCUAGUGUGGCUUGUAGCGAUUAAAAUACGGCUCAUAUCCACUGCUAAAUUUUAUGAACCCAAUAUAGUCUCCCCUUAUUACCGUAGAGAAGUGUCAACUGAGGCUCCCGGUCUUCCCUUACGAACCUAAGCCUUCUAUCGUUAUUCGUCGUUAUUGGAAAUUGGAUUUCUUGCAGUUCCUCCAUCAUCAGUGUAUUGCAUUCAUCCGCUAGUCCAUGCUGCGCCGUGUAGAAUCGCACUGUCUCUAUAUCCCUCCCCCAGACACCUCGAACCACAAAUGCAAUCAUUAACACCCUCAACGCUGACGCUCUGACUUCUGACCCCCUGCAGCACGAAUGACCACUUAUUCUACAGUCUACAGUCCCAGUUAAUUACCACCCCCUGGCCCGCCGACACAGGGAGCCGCAACAAUUCGUCCCCACCCCAAAUGCUUGCGCAGUCAUGUGCCCACCCCUCUCACACAUUGGUUGCCCAUCUGUCAGCGUCCGUAUUGUCGCGCCAACCAGUUUAGUCUAACCAUUUACUUUCUCCUCUGAGGAGGGUUGGAGUCACCAACUAGAAAAUUCACCAAUACAACUAGAUCUUUCCAGACGAGCUUUCACCCAUCACCAUAUCAUUUCAGACUGGAAUCCCAUCCGAUCGCCAGGAGCACCGGCUGCUUCUGAGUGCUAGAGUGGCAGUACCGAUAUAAAGUCAGGAAUUUGAAGCCAUAUGCAUAUGGAAAGCACUGCCUUGCUGCUGAGCUCGACGACGGAAUUUUGCAGUUCGAUUCCAGUCGGACUGCAGAAGAUUGAGUGCACAGCCUACGGUGAUGAAGAGUACGGUAUACCUGAGUCGUCUCAUGUUUUAGAAAUUAACCUCCUUAGUAAAUGCCAGUGGCCGGCAUCACUGACUGCUGCUUACACGCUUGCAUGUUAACUAAGGCAAACGAGGGUAGAUAACGCAAGACCUUGUCUCACUUUAAAGUAGUCCUUUACGUCUAAAAUCAACUAUGGCAACGAUGUUGUCUGGUUUUAAUACGGAAUGGCUAUGUUGCAGUGCAAUUCAAGCCACAAUUCUCAGAGUUGAUGGCAUUAUGAAAAAAGCACUAAACCAUAAGUGUUGAACAAGGUAGUUAAUCAACCUGAUCAUCAGCAAAUGUGAGCAGUUUCUUUAAUGUAUCUUAGUAGAACUCAAUAUGUACCAUACAUACACUUCAGGUGUUUUAGAAAUGCCCUCUGGAACGCUGCACCUAGGAUAUCUUAUGCAAAAAAGCCAAAGGCUGGAAGUAGUUUUCUAUCGGAUAAAAGUUACUGUCGGCUCUGGUCUACUGACUUUUGGUAACAUGCCUUCCACACUACGAUCCCAUCCCUGAGGACGAGGAUACUGCACUACCAGCGUCCAUUCUGCUCCUCAACUUUCACUUCCCUGGAAUUUUGUGCAACGACACCUGCAAACUAGCACUCAGAAGCGGCCGGUGCUCCUGGCGAUCGGAUGGGAUUCCAGUCUGAAAUGAUAUGGUGAAGGGUGAACGCUCGUCUGGGAAGAUCUAGUUCUAUUCGUGAACUUUAGAGUUGGCGACACCAACCCUCCUUAGAGGAGAGAGUAAAUGGUCAGACAAAACUGGUUGGCGCGACAAUACGGACGCUGACAGAUGGGCAACCAAUGUGUGAGAGGGGUGGGCACAUGACUGCGCUAGCAUUUGGGGUGGGGACCAAUUGUUGCGGCUCCCUGUGUCGGCGGGUCAGGGGGGUGGUAAUUCACUGGGACUGUAGACGGUAGAAUAAGUGGUCAUUCGUGCUGCAGGGGGUCAGAAGUCAGAGCGUCAACGUUGAGGGUGUUUAUGAUUGCAUUUGUGGUUCGAGCUGUCCGGGGGUGGGGUAUAGAGACAGUGAGAUUCUACACGGCGCAGCAUGGACUAGCGGAUGAAUGCAAUACACUGAUAAUGGAGGAAUUGCAAGAAAUCCAGUUUCUAAUAACGGUGCAGAAAGAUAGACGGCUUAGGUUCGUAAGGGAAGACCGGGAGCCUCAGUUGACACUUCCCUACGGUAAUGAGGGGAGACUAUUUUGGGUUCAUAAAAUUUAGCAGUGGAUAUGAGCAAUAUUGUAAACGUUACAAGCCACACUAGCGAAUGCAGAGAUAUAAUGUUUUGUGAGCGGACAUUUCGCGGUAUUGAUAAAUCUCAUAAGUAGAAGCUCUUCGAAAGCCGAAGUAUUCCAUGCUUCGAGUAUUAAGUAGUAAGAAGACGUAAUUUUCUCUCAAGUACGUAAAAGAAUGAAUAUUUUUAUGCAGGUUGUCAACGAAAUGUAAUUGCGAAUCUAACGGGCUCGAAAAUCAAUGGAAAAUUCUCAUGCUAUUUAGGUAGUCAUUUUUAUGAGUUAGGUAUUUGCAUACGGUCGGGAAUAGGUUCGUUUGAAUGCCGAAAUAUCGAGCUAAGUAUUAUAGAGUUAUAUAGCAGAAUGAUUAGUUUUAAAACACUUCUUAAGCUUUCUAUUGGAAACCACAACGCAAAUCGGAAUUUCGGUUAAUAUUUCAUGAGUUAGUAUACCUGCUGUACAGAUUGAAGGCACGUCUUUACUAGGUAAAUGGUUUCCGCCAACGCUAUGUCCAUCUUUCAUCAUCAUCCCUUGCAGACUCCGAUACCAUCCUAAUGGACGAUGAUAUUGUUCUACAACCAGUGCCUCUUCUGCCCCUGUUGAUGGCCUGGAUUCUCUGGUUUUGCAUCCUCUUCUUCAACGCCCUCUUCGUAGCCUACCUCAUCAAACAGAAUUCCCUCUACAGAAUAACCCAGAUGCUGGUUAUGAACAGAAGACGGACGGGUGAGACAAGACUAAACCGGGUGAGUGAAUACAUACCUCAUGCCGCACUGUAUGGAGAUAUUUAAAUUUUCAACCAGCGUAAUCACUCAUUUUGACCACGAACGACUCCUUUUCCAACAUAUUCUGACCAAUGUCGGCUGCCGACCGCCAUUUGCGGCACAGGGUGGGGAAAACCGCCCCGUGGAGCACGGGAAUAAGUCACUCUCGUAUUACAAAUGACCCUGCGGCUUGUUCCAGGGGGUUAGGUUAAGGGAUGGCGUUGGGCCUAGUAGAGUUAAUGUUGGUGUUAGAUCAGGGUGCCCAUUUAUAAUCUCCAGAUAAUUUUAGCUACCCGAGGCAGUUAUGCGACGGAGUUCUUAAGGCUAACAGUUUAAUGAAUCAUUAAGGGCGAAAUAGCAAAACGGUCGAGUUUACUUGCCGGUCCACUAACCAGUCCUUCUCGCUCUGUUGAGACUUUGUAUCAGAAUUUUAUUUGUUUUUUUCUGCCCUCUGUGUUGCGGUGAUGAAUUCCGAUUCAGUCAAGAAUGGAAGUCCGAGCACUACGCGAUAGGAUGUCAUGCGUAAUGAACCAGUAAGAUGUAACGUUAAUCCCAUUCCUUUAUAACGUUUACAAAAUAAAUACAACAAGCAAAGUCGCGGAAUGGUCCUGUCCAACUUUUACUUAUAAAACUUGAGAAGAUACUACCGGAGGAAUUUCCGGCUAGAUCGCAGUUGGUAGCCAAGCCCCGUAUUACAGGUGGCUGGUGGGUUUGUUUAAUGGGGCUAUUUAGUGGGGUUCCAUAAUUCAAUCUGACCCAUUUGGCUUCCGUUUUACGGUUAAGGUUAGGAUUAGGGUACCGGUUAAUGGUUUCCGAUUGUCGGGUUAGGGUUAUGCCUUUAGGCUUAGGUUUUCGGCUUACGGUUAGGGCUUGAACGUGCGAUUAGGUUUCAGUAUUCUGGUUAGGUUUUUCAGUUACGCAUAUGUCUAAGUGCUACGGCUACGUUUAUGAUUUCGGUUAGGGUUACAGUUGCCGUUUGGGUUAACGGCUAACGUUUAAGCUUGAGAUAAGGCUUAAGGUUAAGGUUAGGAUUAGGUUUAGGACCGCCGUUCGCGUCCCCCUUCCUGGCUACCAACUGCGAUCUAGCCGAAUUUCCUCCUGGUGCCACGUCUGGCUGUCUUAUUAAAAGUUCCAUCCCCACACACCAGGGCAACACGUCAGGUAGUCCACAAGCUGUAAAAAAUCCCACAGAUCGCACCCUCUUGAAACAUAGGAUGGCAGUAGAGUCGGAAAAACCGACCCAUAUUACGGCUGGCCGUGUGUUAAAUUUCAAAGUGACUGGGUGAGUGAUGGAGGUCGGUUUAGUAGGGUUAGUGGUAGUAUUAGGAAUAUUGUUGGGUUGGGGCUCAAGUUUGAAUGUGGGGUGAGAGAAUAGGUACUCUUCUGAAAUUUAGCGCAAGGCCGCGUCUAAUCGCCGACGCGUCAUUCCUUCCGCUUUCCUUGUUUUUCUGUCCCACACGGAUUGCAGGUACGGACUGACUAUCGACCGACUAAGUAUCCACACCGAGUUGUCUCCUGAUGCAGUUUCAUUUUUUCUUAGAUCAGAAUUUGUAGAAGACUUACAUACAUUUGAGCACGUCUACAAAAUAAAAAGACAUACUAGGUGGCAUGACUUCUGACUUUCUGAAAUGUGAUACCAGUUAAAAAGGAUUGCUUUGGUGGGGUUGCACUAUUAACUACUAUGCAGCAUAAUCGGAGAAUUCUUCAGUCACGCCAAAAGGUCGGCUGCCGACCGUCGUGUACGGCACAGGGUGGGGAAAACCGACCCCGUGCGGCACGGGAAUAAGUCCAUUUCGUUUUACAGGUGACAUGACGCCUUUUUCCAGGGGGUUAGGGUAAGCGAUGGAGUUGGGCCAAAUAGAGUAAAUGUUGGUAUUAGAUCAGGGUUUAAAUUUGGGGCACGCGGAUGGAAACACGUGCGGAUUUUAGCGCACGUCUGCCCGUAGUACGGGGGUCCUUAUUACCGCUCCCAACCAUUGACAUUUUUGGGAAGAGAAGUUCACGCGUUUCUUGGGGUCUAGGUAAAUAAGUCAGAAAUAACUGAUAAAUCUACGUAUGCGUCAUCACUCCCACUUCCCCUUUUCUCCUCGCCACUCGGAUUACAGAAACCCGGAUGACUAUUUUUAGACGAAGUCCCCUCACCGAGUUGCCUCAUUAUGAAGUCCCAUUUGUUAAAUCAGAAUUUGUAGAAGACUAACUUACAAUUGACGACGUGGCGUCUGAACUUCCUGUGUUAUUGAACCUUCAGCGAAUGGAAAAUCUGCUAUUUGUCUACAUCCGAAGAAGCGAACUGGACGGCCAGCUUUUCCGGCACCUGAGAUUGCUAAUUAACCUCUACAGCGGAUUUCUCGAGUUGGGCGACAGUUGAUUCCUACUCUGAACAAUGAACGUGAGUUCGAAAACCCCAAGUAGAAAGCAGUAUCGCUGGAUAGCUUAAGAAGACCCGUUGAAGGGAUAAUUGUUCCCAAAUGUGAUUGCAAACGUUACUAGGAUAUUGAUAAAAUCACGAGUUGGACUUCGUCAUUGUCCAACACUAAGGCAGUUCUUUAGACUCUUGUCGAUUUUAAAUGCAGCAAAAGUUUACAGACAUAAUGGAAAAAACCCUCAAAAUGAGCAUACUUGGUGAGGUUUCAGAACGGGUGCGCUGGAUGUGAUUUCAGUCCAAAAGGCUGCCGCUAUAUUCCUUAGUAUCACAAUGAUAUUUGAUGGGCGAAAUGCAGAGGGAUAUAGCGUUCGAUUUAACGGUAUUCUGCAGUACAUCCCCCAAACCGCUCGAAACUUGUUUUGUUGCCGCUCCUGGCUUGUUGCUGUGAGUCAGAGUUCCCCAGCAGUUUCCCGGAUGGUCUAGAAGCAUCAGUCAUCCCACUGACCAGGUCGCCUUUGAGUAAAUUGCGUCCAAUUGAGACCCAGCCUGUGUAUUUGUACGGGAAUCCGCGAAAAAGAUAGACAAACUGCAUGUCUGUCUUCAUUUGGUCCUUACUCCGCAAGGCUGGUGUUAAAGUGAUGUCUGCUCAGUGGGCAAUUGCGAUGUCAAAUUCUGUGUAAAGCUGUUCUGUGAACUCGGAAAUAUGUUUGAAGCACCAGAAAUUACAUUAGUCCUGGUGGACAUUUUCUUUCUAUUAUUUUUUGAUAAGCAGAAAAGUAAGGCAUCCCAAAUGCUUUUUGAUGACCACGAUGGCGGGCUGCUGAUGGAGCCUGUAAAUUCAGGCAAAGGCGAGGUGACUCUGAAGUUCGGUCUCUUCGCCAUCUUUUUAGCAUAACUUCAUUUUGUGAAAUGUAAUAGUUUAUUUUAGUAGAUAUCAAAGUAUAUGAAACAAGGCGAACAGUAUUUUUCUUUUUCUAUAGAAGAAAGAAAUCCGGUUGAAACUCCUCGAACACCUCCGUGGUGUUCUUGAACAUGGAGAAAGUCUUGAGUGCGUAAGUCACUUGACGAUUCGCUACAUUGCAUUCUACGCUUCGAUAUCAGGUGAAUCGCCUGGCCAACAUUAAUUAAUAUGGGCACUGAGCGUCUGAAAAUCUCAAGCCUUAAAUCAUAUGGUAAGACAUUGAUCAAAAAAAUCCUCCACGGAGAGCAUAACGCACUGGCCACAGCAACCCAUGGCAUGCGUCAAAAAACGAGAAACUUCGACUCAGAUCUUGAGGAAAUGUGUCCAUUAAAAUAUGGUUGAUUCCUGGCCUGUAGUUGAAUAUCCCCACCCACCUGCCCGGCCCAAUGUGUUGGUUUUAGUUGUGAAUAAUUCCCUUCUCGUGAUCUACACUCGCAUCCAAGACGCUUAUAUAAAUUAAGCUAUUUUUGGCAAAUUUUGACGACAAAGGCUGAAACGCUUGGAUUGUCCGGCGCUCAACUAACUCGGCGUUCAAUUCUCAGCUGCGCGAUCUCCGAUAUUGACUAACAAACUACGUCUUUUUUAAAAAAUUGGCACAUAAGAAUUGCCCAGAAUACAGAAAGUGCUAAUUAAUUUUUGGAAGGAACUAAUAAGUCUACGUUUUGAACCUCAGCAGUUUUUAUUCUUUUAGCGAGCGUUCGUCAUGGAGGUAGGUCACGUAAGUUCCCUCCAUCUAAAUAUAAUCUUGCAUUAUGUGUUUGGACGGAGUGUCACUGUUUGAUUGUAAACUCGUCAAGAGUCACAAUUACAAUGUAAUGGCUUGUUAACGUGAUUUUUACAUGAUUCGACCUGUCCUAACGGCAGACCAUGAAUGGAGCGCGUCCCAUUGAGUCUAAGUGGCGCUUUCAGAGAUUCCACGGACUGUUGAUUUACCGUUUUGGAAAAGGCAGGACGGAACACACGCAAGUGAACACAAUAUGGCCAAUUAAUUAAGUUGGUAGUUGUGAGGUCAUUUCUCUACAACUUCUUCUUUAUAGAAAACAAGAUUCAAAUCGUUAAAUCGUUUUUCUUCUAUCAUUCCGUCUUCAAAAUCCACGUGCUGGAUGCGGUAUUUGACCAGAGAAAACCGCACUUAUUUGCAGUCCAAUAAUGCUUUUGCAGUGUUUACUAAGGCGAUAUUCCGGCCUAUCUAAGGAGCGUUAAAAUUCUCCGCAGCGUAAUAACUUUUCUAGCUUUCAUCUCAAUUUAUGCGAACUUAGCAAUUCUACAUCAGCGCUUUCACUUGAGCAAGAAGGCCGUUCGGAUAUGGACUGGUAGUCCCACCUGAUAUAAAAAAACCUCAUUCACCUCUAAUAAGGAGCCGGUGGUGAUGGCUUUUUUUACAGCUGCAGCCGGGAAACACACAGGCGACAAGGUCAAGUAGUUAUAUGCAAAAUAAUAGCUAUUGGGAGUGCGUGAUUGCACCUUUUUUGGUUGAAAAAUAGUUGAGCUAAACCCUAACCUUAGCCCCAAACUAUAACCCCUAAUCCUAAACCCCAACACCUAACCCUAACCUUUAACCCUAACGCUCGAAAUGUAACCCUUACCGUAAACCCUAGCCAUAAUCCCUAACCCUAACGCCUGACCCAAGCACUUAACCCUAACCUCAACAGUAUUGUGUCCAUCAUAUAGGGCCACCAAACCACAUCUUACCCGAAGGCCGAUAUAAAACGCAUAGGCUUAGAAACCACGACCGUUUGAUUUUAAUCCAGUAUGAUGUAAUUUCAUGGGUCUGGAUAUUUCUCGCCAACAGCAGGAAAUUUUGUUGCGUAUCGUAAUGCCUCUGCCUUCGCCUCUGCCUUGAAAUCCAUCACGACGUAGUAUUUGCUAGUCGCCAAUACCGAUCUUCAUUAUAUUUUUCAACAGCUAACCAGGCAUCUAUACAUGCAAUUACGUGAGAUGUCUGCCAAAAGUCCACCAAUUUAACUUAUGCACCUCGUCGAACGCACCCUGGCAUCUAGCGAAGUAGACUUCUAAACAGCGACCAUUAUUGCUGUUGCAGCCUCCCAGUUCAGUAGUUUUUUGCUAUCUUGGCUGUCAGCAUGACUGCCUUCAGCCAAAGCAAUCUUCGUUUGACCGCAACUAUGCGGUCAGCCUCUCAUUCUAAAUUCUUUGUGGCCUCUAGGCCUUGGCGUUUUCAAUUCCCUUAUCACUUGUCUCAUUUCAUUUUUGAUUGAAAAUCCACUUGAAAUGGAGACGACAUGCGUAACCCACAGAUGUGGUCUUAUUUGAAUCACGAUCUGUGUUUGUGCUUCGGUUUCUACGACGACUUUGACGGCCGUGAUCCCAGUUUGCACCAGACGCUGGCUGAGUAUUUCCUAUGCAAUAUGGUUUUUGAAUGCUGACUGAGACAGUGUCCCUUAGAAAAGUUCUAGCAUAUUCUUAAUGAAGAACUACAUCAUGCUUCGCUUUCUCUCGGAGAAAUGUUCACCGUGACUCUGGUAAUCCUUAUGUUACUAUUCUCUGCUUGCGAGCGGACGGAACGCUUGCUUCGGUCGCACCCCGGUUUCCAAUUAAUCUAGCAUUAGAUUUCAGUUCUAAUUUUAACUAGCUCCUGAUGAACUGGCUACAGGGCGUGUGGUUGCCAAAUCCGUGAAUGAUUUUGUUCUCUUCGUGCAGAUAGUAUUUUCUACCAGCCAUCGUCUCUGGCGAUGGGUUCGAUCAGGGAUCUAAAACGUCAGGCGAAGCGACCGUGUCUCCUUCCUCACGACUGAUUCAGGGGGACUCGUUUCUUUGUUUCUAUUAGUAUUUUCUUCUAUUUCGCUCUUUCGAACGCUGCAAAAACCAGUGUACGUUUCACUGAACGUCUUCCAUUUUUAUAUUCCGCCUUAGUUGUCCCUCAAACGGAGCGCCGAUGCCUAUUUCAUGCGGCACAAGUUUAGGCAUACGUUAGUCUUGUCUUAGGCCUCUGCCAGUCGCUGCCUGCUGGUUCAUGCGCAAGCGGUCUCAGCAGGCCCUGGUCUUGUCGACUGCACAGAAGUAGACGAAUUUGUUGCAUCAACGUUACUCCACCAGACUUUAGACCUUAUCCCUGAAAAUUCUGGACUUUGUUCUAACGACUUUGUUCUCCGUUUCUUCUCAUCUCGCAAUUGGAUAUGGUCUUACUUUCUUUAGCACGUGCGUCUUCUUAUUGUCCAGCAGUUUCUAAGCUUUGUGUAUAAACAUCAGGGAACUUAACCAUGUUGAGCAUAAUCAGCCUCGCUACUAUUUCUGCUAGGAGAUCGUGUCUUCCGCCUUAGCUUCUAACUUGCAUGGCGAGAUCUACAUAAUCCUCACAUGGCGCAUGCCCAAUGCUAGUCUCUCGUCUUUUCGAGCUUUUUGCUGAAGUUCCAGUACGCUCGUCGACAAAUCUCUUUUUCUCCCUGCAGAUGUAGGUCACAUGCGCCUAAGUUGCCCGUGCUUCUCGUGGCCGUAAGAGACUUCGUAAAUAUCUAAGACUACACUGUAAUCCUCGUACAUAAAUAAAGACAAACUUAAAAAUCAAACUUUAUCGCAACACCUCCUUAAAUUAUUUGAGCAGUAAGUCUCCGACGUGAUUUCAAGGAGAGAAAAUGACUAAUUGGGCUUGUAAUUCCUCCAGGAAUAACGUCCGGAAUUGGUAGAAUCCGUACAGCAGAGCAAUUUAAAAACCAAAAAGUACCAUCCCGCGUCCAUACAGAUAUUUCUGAUGAUCGGAUAAUAUGCGAUCUAGCAACAGAUUAUUUCAAAACAAGGUGCUUCCUACGCCAAAGUAGUAAACAGGGUUUUAAGAGCUCGAGAAACCUGCAAUGUAAUACCGCCAGAAGAUGUUGCCAAUCACUGACAUACUGGAAAUCACUUGCUUCCUCAGUAACCCCGACAAUCUGAACGAAGUAUAAGUAUGAUGGAGCGGUCACAUUGUGAAGAUUGGUGACGAGCGCCAUCAUAGGCGACUAUUCUACGGCGUCGCAUCCACGGGUAUCGCUACAAGAAAAUUUUGAAGGCCUCACUCAGGCACGCGUAAAUCAAUUCAUUGGUGGUGUUGGUGGUGGUGGUGGUGGUGGUGGUGGUGGUGGUGAUUGUAUUGGUGGCGGCGGUUGACAGUAAGGGUUCAGGAGUGUCGUCGUUGUUAGUUGUCGACGUAGGUUGCGAAGCAGAGUUGGAUGGGGAGAUAUCAGAUGGUGUCGUCCAGAUGCUGCAGUCGAUUCGAAGAUGUCCAAUAAGAUACUGGAAAUAACUUGCUUCUCCCGUAACGUCGGCAAUCCGAGCGAAAUAUAAACUCGAUGAAGCGGUCACAUUGUGAAGAUUGGUGACGAGCGCCUUCAUAGGCGACUAUUCUGCGGCGUCACAUCCACGGGUAUCGCUACAAGGAAAUCUUGAGGACCUCACUAGGGCACGCGUGAAUCAACUCGGACACAUGAGGCAACCUCAAUCAGGAUCGAUAGACAUUUGUGUGCUGUCAAAAGUCGGGAGCGAUCAUCGUUGGAGCCAAACGAAUAGCCGCUGCCUAGGCAAAGAGAGAGUCCCCAAAGACCCAAAUGCUACAGACCUUUGUGUCCACACUGUCAACAGAUAAGUCUCGCUGGAAGUCUACGCAUCCGGUUGACUGCCAACACGAGCAUCCUUGAUCUCUUCUCGCAACACGCCACCGCUGGCAACACCACUCAAAUUGCACUUACUCAUUUGAGAACCUACCACACUGAGACCGGUGAAUUACUGCUUAGAAGCGUGGUAUACACCCGUCAUACAGGUCUCAUCUGCUUGGACUGUCCCGAGACCUUCCGACAUCGUGUGGUCCCUAUUGGUCAUACGCGCUUGCAUGACAACGAAAUUCACCAAAACGUCAUACCAAGAAACAUACCUUACAUACCUACUAGCUAUUCUGCCACCGACAUCCUCCCGGUUAGUUGAAACGCCACACAGUGCACAAAACGCAUUCAUAUUCUCUUUAAACUGUCACCACACAGCUAAAUCACACACUGGCCUGGUUGAACUCAAGGGGACCUAACACGCUAGGGCUCACGUACCAGUGCAGCCAAUCCCAAUAUGCACUCGUCGCACCCGCUUCAAAUGCCUGGACUAUUAAUGACCAUUCGGCCAUCGCAUGGGCUCAUUCGACUUCGUACACGCCCACAUGAAUUAUUGAUAAAGCGCACUCUAGAACCCAUAAUCCCGCCCUACACAACCGGUCCACUCACGCAACACUAGCCUACGCAUGAAUCUUUUCCUCACCACAUGCCGCCACUCGUAACAAUCAUAUUGCUUUCUGACAGCAACCAUGGGAUGCUUUUCGUUGUGGCUGUCCUGACCGGCGCAACUGGCUCCGAUGAAUUAAGCAAGUCUGCCAAGAACCUCCAUUAAUAUCGCGAAAUUCUUUAUCAGUGAUGCCGCAAAUCGUCAGUGAUUGCGAAAUUGGGCUGUUAGGACGCCACUUGAUUAGGGGAGACCAAAAUUACCAACAGGUUAAAACUGCAGUCAUGCAUUUAAAGAAGACCACUGAGAUUUUUGAGGCCUCGGUGGUCAGUUAGCUGGCUGUAACGGCGCGGAAGUCGCAGUCCAUUUGGACAGUGAUUUAUCAUCCAAUUACUGAGGACGGAUACUGACGCCGAUACCUGCCUGCUGGCGAACGCAAAGGAGGUCGACAGUCGACCAGAUAUUGUUCACUUGAAUGAGAUCAAUGCAGCCGGUAUUCAGUGGAGCAGUAUGCAGGCGAGGUGCUUGAAGUUUGCCUUCGAUCACCGUCUUCUAAAGACAACACUUGAAGCCAUCCUCACACAAGAUGUCCUAGUUACAACAGAUUUGGGCGGUGGGUAGCAGGCUAGUUAUGCAAAUUUCGUCAUUACAAAAGGAUCCUGACAGGGUAGACUGGGUUUACUGUCUAUCAAGGAAUCGAGUCCUGGAACGUCUACUCCAUGGUCAAUAACUUCCAUCUCAGCUGCUUUCGCAGAAUACUAAAGCUGAGAUGACAAGACAGGAUCCCCGACACGGAAGCCCCAGAACGGACUGGAAUUCUAGGCAUUCGCGUUAUGUCAAGGCAACUACAACUUCGCUGGGUGAUGUCGUCAGGACUACUUGUUGAAAAAGAGGAUAUUUUAAAGAACGCCCUGAAACGACUGUAGAUCAACCCGAAGACCUGGCCGAAUCUCGCCUACAACAGGACGACAUGCAGAAAAGAAGUGCAAACCGUUACAGUUAUCUACGAAGCAAGUCGGGCUGCCGCCGCCAAAACCAAAGGGGAGGCUUGCAAAUAACAUGUGCCCUGACUCCUGAAUGCCAACAGCCAGUCGUUUCCUACAUGUCCGCGCUGUCAACACAUAUUCCGCGCGUGAAUCGGUCUUGUAGGACAUAUUCGGACGCGAUCCCUCAAUAACUCGUCGAAGUAAACUCCUCCUACUCUCGCCCCUGCAGAAAACCCCUCGCCGACCUCCACUCCCGCCUUUGAUGAUGUCCGCAGCCCCAUCAUCUGUUACCAUCACCAUUAGCAUCCUCACCCCCAGCGACUUGGACUCGGUUAAAAUCUGUUCUCAUUACGGUCACGCAUUCACCUCACACACCGGCCUGCUCGGUCACCCGCUAAUCCAUCGCACGGAGACUGGCGCGCCAGUUCCUGGAGCACCAACAUACACCAAACUCAUUUGCUCCCACUGCCCGCAUGGCCUCGCCAUUCAGCCGCCGCCUAGGCCUACUAGUUCAUACGCGGUGGACACCUGCGUUGACAACAGCCGGCUACGCCACACCAUCACGCCUCUACCCACCGACACCUGCAACACACACCAAAAUCAUGAAUCAUCACACAACAAAAACACGCAAUUGGCACCUCUCAUGCAAGUGGGAAAUGUGCUCCUCGGCACCUUCUCCAUAUGUCUCCUCUGCUGCAUACGUGAUUCGAGGCUGAGAGAAUGA
Spirometra erinaceieuropaei is the source of this 21876-nucleotide messenger RNA. The record is from the annotation of a GenBank genome assembly. Lineage: Eukaryota; Metazoa; Platyhelminthes; Cestoda; Diphyllobothriidea; Diphyllobothriidae.